Messenger RNA from Theileria equi strain WA, 1360 nucleotides. RefSeq lists its product as hypothetical. The record is from RefSeq and is a predicted model, not a curated record. The transcript is spliced from 3 exons. The coding region runs from base 215 to 1360 and encodes 381 amino acids. Lineage: Eukaryota; Apicomplexa; Aconoidasida; Piroplasmida; Theileriidae.
UAGGGAGUAGGUAAGAGAAUGUGCUCCCUUUGGUCGCAUUGAGAUACUCAUGUAUCUCAGAGUUUUGAAGGAGCAUGCUCUCUGAACAUGGAGGAUGAGUACUGGAGAAGGGAUAUAUCCCAAAGGAAACUGAGAGUAUCAUUGGAUGGGAUUAGACAGGUAAGAAUAGACUACUGUCCACGUCUGAGGACUUGUUCUGAGAAUUCUAGUGACAAUGACGAGUGAUGGAGUAAUCAUUGAACUCAAACAUAAGCCAGAUGAAAAUAACAGGAAUGGAAAAACUUAUACAGAUGCUUCCACCGGAAGUAGGAAAAUUACCGUCAAACGAUUUGAAGAACCCCAAGGAUCUAACUUUUAUAAAUACACCUACGAAAAUGAGAAUAAGAAUGAUAGUCAUGGAGGAAACUUUAUACUAAAGGCGAUCUGGGAUGAUAGUGGCAAACAUAUAGAGAUACCUCUUCCAGACGAUAAAAAGAUAGAUGGUGAUAAACUUGAGCAAACUCUGGACGAACUUAACUGUUAUAGCAACAACGCAGUCACCAUCAAUCUUACAAUGAGUAACUCUCAGAAUCAUAUUGACGGAGGACAGGAUUGUUGCAGUGAACAUAAAAAUGAGAAGAGGGUCUCUGUCAAGGAAGUUGAGAUAGAAGGUGGUAAGCAAAAAACUAAGUACACCAAGUACUCCAUUUCCAACGGAAAAGUAGCGGGAAUUACGUCUUAUAAAGAUGAUGCUAGUAAUGAUGAAAAGAAUAGAAAACGGGAUAAAUCUGUUACUUGUUGGUUUCAGAAGCCUUCCAGUACUGGUAAUAAUGACAAUAAACAAUGGGAAAAUGUCUCCAGUCAACUCCAGGGUAUUAAUAAGGAUAAGAUAGAAAAUGAACAACUCACCUGCUCUCAGCGGACCGAUCUUGCAAAAGUACUUAAGCUCGGUAGAAAUAACUUGCAAGAAUGUACUCAAGAGACGGCCGGUCUGGAACAAUCAGAACGAUUAUUACGUACUGAUGAAGAUGCUGAAGAACAAAGACCAAAACAUAAAGCGACUGAGGAACGUAAGGAAGAAGCUGAGACUGGAGAAGAGGAAAAGAAAGAGAAUGAAAAAGGCUCACCUGAAAGACAAGUUGCUAAUGGUCCCUAUGGACCUAGAGGAGCUGGAGGACCUCCUAGUCCACCUGGUGAUAAAGGAGAUGAUGGUGAACCUAGUGUUCCUGGUAAACAUGGUGAUAGUGCUAAAGAACUAGACUCUGGUACUACUAGUCUACCUAGUCGAGAUACUGGACCUAAAGAUGCUCUUCCUACUCUUGGUAAUACUACUGAAACUUUUACUCCUGGAUAUCCUGCCACAUAUUAUUCCAACUCAUAA